Molecule: messenger RNA, 4270 nt
Organism: Pogoniulus pusillus (Red-fronted tinkerbird)
Lineage: Eukaryota; Metazoa; Chordata; Aves; Piciformes; Lybiidae
Product: zinc finger protein 70-like
Exons: 2
Coding region: 1693-3444 (583 amino acids)
Biological process (GO): regulation of transcription by RNA polymerase II
Cellular component (GO): PcG protein complex; chromatin; transcription regulator complex
Molecular function (GO): DNA-binding transcription factor activity, RNA polymerase II-specific; RNA polymerase II cis-regulatory region sequence-specific DNA binding
Source: RefSeq, a predicted model, not a curated record
GCCAUGGACACAGAGCUGCUGACUCAGCACAGUCCUGGCCGUGGGCACAGAGCUGCUGACUCAGCACAAUUGUGGCCAAUGGGCACAGAGCUGCUGACUCAGCACCGUCCUGGCCAUGGACACAGAGCUGCUGACUCAGCACAGUCCUGGCCGUGGGCACAGAGCUGCUGACUCAGCACAAUUGUGGCCAAUGGGCACAGAGCUGCUGACUCAGCACCGUCCUGGCCAUGGACACAGAGCUGCUGACUCAGCACCGUCCUGGCCAUGGGCACAGAGCUGCUGACUCAGCACAAUUGUGGCCAAUGAGCACAGAGCUGCUGACUCAGCACUGUCCUGGCCAUGGACACAGAGCUGCUGACUCAGCACAGUCCUGGCCAUGGGCACAGAGCUGCUGACUCAGCACAGUCCUGGCCCUCUGCUCCUGGGGGCUUUGGUGUCCCAUUGAGCUCCUCCAGGUGGGCAAGGCCCAGGCAGGGCUGCUCUCUGCGGCCUGCCCUUAGCAUCUGCUCCUGCUGGAGCCAUGGACUGGGCUGGCUUGGAAGGGACCUUAAAGCUCCUCCAGCUGCCAGCCCCUGCCAGGGGCAGGGACCCCUCCCCCGAGUCCAGGCUGCUCCAAGCCUGGAACACUCCCAGGAAGGAGACCUUCAUCACCUCCCUGUGCCACCCGUGCCAGGCUCUCCUCUCCCUCGCUGCCAACAAUUUCUUCCUGCUCUCCCUCUGCCAGCUCCCAGCCAUUGGCCCUCGGCCUGGCACUGCCAGCCCUUGCCCAGAGUCCCUCCCCAGCUCUCCUGCAGCCUUUUCAGCUCCUGGGAGAUUUCUCUGAGGUCUGCCUGGAGCCUUCUUCAGGCUGAGCACCCCCAGCUCUGCCAGCCUGUGCCCUCAGGGGAGCUCCUGCAGCCCUCUAAGCAUCUUGGUGGUCUCCUCUGGCGCCUCUGCAGCAGCUCCAGGUCCUUGUGCUGGGGGCUCUGAAGCUGGAGGCAGAGCUGCAGGUGGGGGCUGAGCAGGGCAGAGCAGAGGCAAUAUCCCCUCCCUGGACCUGCUGCCCACACAUCUGCUGCUGCAGCCCAGGCCCUGGCUGGCUCUCUGGGCUGGCAGUGCCCACUGCUGGCUCCCACUGAGCUCCUCAACCUCUCCGAGUCCUCCUCCUCCAGGCUGCUCUGCAUCCCUGCUCCACUCAGCCUGCAUCUGGGCUUCAGCUUGCCCUGCCCCAGCUGCUGACCUCACCUUUGGCCAUGCUGAGCUGCCUGAACCUGUCUUGGGCUCUCCUCUGCCACCUGCCCAGGCCCCUGGGCAUGGAUCCCUCCCCUCCAGCCUGCCAGCCACACCUCACAGCUUGGUGGCACCUGCAGGCCUGCUGAGGGGCCUCAAUCCCACUGCCCAUGUCAGCAGCAGCACUGCUCCAGUGCCAGCCCCUGGGGGCACCUCUCAGCCCUACUCUGCCCUUGAGCACUGAGCCACUGCCCGCAGCUCCCCUCAGCCAGUCCCUCCUGAGCCAGGGCUCCACCCACUGGGCGUGGAACCAGGGGGGCUGGGAGAGGUCUCUCAGGUCCUCCAACCUUCAGCCCAGCACUGCCAUGGCCACCAAACCCUGUCCCCAGGUGCCAUGAACCCUCCCAGGAAUGGGGACUCCACCACUUCCCUGGGCAGCCUGUGCCAGUGCCUGACCACUCCUGCACUCCAGAAGGGGCUGCCAUGGAGGGGCAGCCAGGACCUGCGGCCUGCGAGCCCCCUUUUGCCCUGGGACUCUCCCCCCUCCCUGGUGGAGAUGGACCUGAAGGUGCAGGAGACCAGGAGGAGGAGGAGGAGGAGGAGGAGGAGGAGGAGGAAGAGGACACAGCUGGGACACAGCAGAGCACAGAGCUGGGAGAAGACUCCCUGGAGGACCUUGGCCGAGCUCCUCGGCGACGCUGGGGCCGGUGCUGCCGCAGGCAGGGGUCUCUGCCCACUCGAGGUGCAGGCAGGGCCUGCCAGAAGGGUGAGGAGGGUGAGGAGACUUCUCCAUGCCCCCAGGCACAGGAGGAGCCUGGUCCAUGCCGGAGGAGGCAGCGGAUGUGCCUGAAGCCCACGGCCAGCUGGGCUCCUGUGUCUCCAGGGGCUGGGGAGAGCCUUGAGGAGCCAGGACCUUCCCGUGGGAAGCAGCUGAGGCUGAUCCGGGGCCGGGCAGGGGACCUGAGCAAGAGGUUGGCAGAGAACGGCCUGGAGCAGGCAGCGCAGAGCAGCGAGGAAGAGGAGAGAGGCUCCAGGUCCUGCUCCCCUGAUGCCCCUCCCAAGCCAGACUUCGUGCAGCUGAUCGACGAGCGCGGAGUCUACUCCACCGCCAAGCUGGUGCUGGGCAGCGCCGUGCUGGGCGAGCUGGAGGAGGCCACGGCCGGGGGGCUGCCUCCUCACCUCACCCAUGGAGCCAGCAGUGUGGUGGGUGAGCUGGAGGAGACCGCAGCCGGGGGGCUCCCCUCACCCCCUGGCCACUGCGGCGGCGGCGUGGGUGAGCUGGAGAUCCGCGAGGUGAUCGUGGACGAGAAACCCUUCCAGUGCCCCAGCUGCGAGAAGGCCUUCAAGAGGGCCUGGGAGCUGUUCAGCCACGAGGUGGUGCACAACGAGGAGCGCCCCUUCCGCUGCCAGCUGUGCCAGGCCUCCUUCAAGCGCCACUCGGACUUCAAGAGCCACGGCCUGGUGCACACGGAGGAGAGGCCCUUCCGCUGCGAGCUGUGCGGGAAGCGCUUCAAGCGCUCCUCCAACCUGCAGGAGCAUCGCCGCAUCCACAGCGCGCAGCGCCCCUUCCGCUGCCCGCGCUGCGCCAAGGCCUUCAAGACGCCCUACGAGCUGCAGCGCCACGGCCUGACCCACUGCGCCGAGCGCCCCUUCAAGUGCCCCGACUGCGGCAAGGACUUCGCCGCCGCCGGCGCCCUGCUGCUGCACCGGCGCCAGCACUGCCAGGACAAGCCCCACGCCUGCGGCGUCUGCGGCAAGAGGUUCACCUACGGGCACAGCCUGAAGGUGCAUGAGCGGGUGCACACCGGCGACCGCCCCUUCGCCUGCCCGCUCUGCGGCAAGGCCUUCAAGCAGUCCAACGCCCUCUCCUCCCACCAGCGGGUGCACACCGGCGAGAGGCCUUUCGCCUGCAAGACCUGCGGCAAGGCCUUCAAGCAGUCCUCCUACCUGGCGAUCCACGAGCGGGCGCACACGGGCGAGAGGCCCUACGGCUGCGAGGCCUGCGGCAAGGCCUUCGCCCGGCCCUCGCUGCUGCUGCAGCACCGCCGCGUGCACAGCCAGGAGCGGCCUCACCAGUGCAGCUUCUGCCACAAGUUCUUCAAGGACGGAGCCUACCUGGCGGUGCACGAGAAGGUGCACACCGGGGAGACGCCCUACAAGUGCAGCGUCUGCGGCAAGGGCUUCGCCCACCCCUCCAACCUGCUGCAGCACCAGCGGGUGCACCGCGACGCAUGAGGCCUCGGCUCGGCUUGGCGCUGCCCGGUGCAGCUCAACUCAGCUCGGCUCAGCCCAGCUCUGUCCAGCCUGGCUUGGCUCAGCUCAGCCCAGUCCAGCUCAGCUCUGUCCAGCCUGGCUUGGCUCAGCUCUGCCCAGGACAGCUCAACUCAGCUCGGCUCAGCCCAGCCCAGCUCUGUCCAGCCUGGCUCAGCUCGGCUCUGCGCUGUCCAGCUCAGCUCAGCCUGGUUCAGCUCUGUGCAGCCCAGCUCAGCUCUGCCUAUCCUGGCUUGGCUCAGCUCUGCCCAGACCAGCUCAGCUCAGAUUGGCUCAGCUCUGCUUGUCCUGGCUUGGCUCAGCUCUGCCCAGUCCAGCUCAGCUCAGAUUGGCUCAACUCUGCUUGUCCUGGCUUGGCUCAGCUCUGCCCAGUCUAGCUCUGCUUAGCCUAGCUUAUCUCUGCCCAGCUCAGCUCUGCCCAGCUCAGUUCAGCCUGGCUCAGCUUUGCCAGGCAGGAGGAGGAGGAGAGCAGCGCAGGGCAUGUGACCAGCCCCCCAGCUCCAUGCUUGCCAAGCCGCCCUGGUGGCCCCACCCUGAUAGCCCCACCCCAGCAGCUGCUGGUGGCCCCAGCUGGCCACCCCCAAGCAGGUUGGGAGACCUCCUCUAGGUGCACCUCGAAGACCACUGUGGACCCCUCAGGAAGCUGUGGUGCUUCACCUGAGCCCCAGCCCAAGCUGGCCACAAGCUCUGCUCUCCUCCUCCUCCUCCUCUUCCUCUUCCUCUGCCCGGCAGAGCUGAGAAGGGCUGGGCAGGGCUGAACCAGGCUGAGCUGGGCAGGGCAGGGCAGGAC